Messenger RNA from Fusarium subglutinans, 1152 nucleotides. RefSeq lists its product as uncharacterized. NCBI's taxonomy places the organism in Eukaryota, Fungi, Ascomycota, Sordariomycetes, Hypocreales, Nectriaceae. The coding region runs from base 1 to 1152 and encodes 383 amino acids. The record is from RefSeq and is a predicted model, not a curated record. The transcript has 5 exons.
AUGGGUAUGCAGGCCCAGGGCCAUUCUGCCUGCUCUGGCGUGACAGCGUACUGGGGUUGCCUGUGUUUAUGGUCGGACGAGGAGGAGGCCUAUGAGACACCAGUGACCUUCCCUCCUCGUGAGGUGACUUUCCCUCCUCGUGAGGUCACCAGCGGUACGCCCUUGCCGGGCGCGCUUGAUCAGGGCGACGAGGGCACCGAACACCGCAUUGAGCGGUCUAUGGAUGCCAUGGACGCCGCACGCCGUUCCGUGAAUGGCGAGGGCACCGAGCAUCGAAUUGAGCGUGCGGUCGAGUCGAAGGAACUGAGCACCGGAUCGAGCGUGCGUGCGGUCGAGUUGAGGGCACUGAGCAAUGUGGAUGUGAGGUCUGCCGAGGCCGGAGCCUGCAAAGCUGUACAGAGGGACACGCAGUGGAAGUCUGCAAGAUCUUCUUGCACUGGCAAAGCAGGCGACGUCAGCAUCGCAUUCCGAAUCGCGACCCAAAAACGCAAACCUUCCUUUCCCAAACCUGAACCAGAUUUGCUAUCACAACUAUACUUGCUACUCCCUAAGCCACAAAUCUCAACUGCAAAUGACACAACUGGCUCACAACUUGGACAUUAUACCGCUACAGCUCGAAGCUGGCGACAAGUUACUGGGUGGCGACGGUGGAGUCACGCCUUUCGCAGUGAGGUCGGCAGGGCCAACAACACCGCUAGGGCGAGCACAGGGACGUGGAAGUGGCCGUCAACAUCGCUUGCUCACAAGCAACCUCAGACCACAACCCAACUUCCUCUUUCUUCGACCUUAUCACAAUUAGCUCUCAUUUGCAUUGCCUGGUCAAGCUUGAAAGUCGGUAUUCUGAUAAUACACGGCAAUGGUAUCAAGGAUGAGCAUUUGUAUGGGAAAACAAGAAAAUCGACUCACGGCCACCAAACCACAAAACCAUUUUGCACGCAUUUUUUCAAGAGUGCAUAUGGACAUGGAGGCGACGCGGUCGUCAAGGACGAGGAGAUGGAGGAAGGUGACAGCGACGCAGUUGUCAAAGACGAGGAGAUGGAGGAAGACGACAGUGCCGUCGUCAAGGAUGAGUGCAUGUAUGUCUGGUGCUCCAAACGCCAAUUCGACAGGGCGGGUGCCGUGUACGGCCAUUUCCAUAUCGAUAUAUGUUGA